AAAAUGAGCACUACACCAUUCAAGAAGAUCGCCCUCGUCGGCGGCGGAGGCGCCGUAGGCAAACCGGUCCUUGAGGCUCUGCUUGCAACUGGUACCACCGAAGUCACCGUCCUCACCCGACCGGACUCCACCACUUCCUUCCCCGCCCACCCAAACCUCGAGGUUGAGCGCGCAGACCCCACAGACAUCAACGCCGUCUCUGUCGUUCUAAAGAAACUUGGUAUCGAGGUCCUCAUCUCUGCGGUCGGAUCCGCCGGGACCGCAUCGCAGCACGCCCUCAUCGACGCGGCGAAACAGGCGGGGGUACGGCUGUUCGUGCCCUCCGAGUUUGGGCUGCCGACGGAGGGUGUUACGAAUGUGCACCACUUGGCAAAGGCCAACGUCCCGAUAUACGCAAAGUCGAUCGGACUGCCUACUUUGCGCGUCUACAACGGCCUAUUCGCAGAAUUCAUCCCGAUGUUAGGUUCAGUGCAGCGAGGCACCUUCCUGGUGCUCGACCCUCUGGAAGGGCACGGACCUCCGCUGCCGUUCUCCAUCACUUCUCUCGCUGACGUGGGCGGCUUCCUAGCCCACGUCCUUACAACACUCCCGCCCGCUGAGCUGCAAGACACAACUCUCCGCAUCGAGGGCAAGCGCAUGACGCUUCCUGAUCUCGCCUACCUGUACAGCAGAAUCAAGUCGGUGCCGGUUGAGCAUGUCAGCGACAUUCCCCCAGACGUUGGGCCCGAUGGUCUCAGAGUCUGGAGGAAGCACUUGCUGGAAGAGAUGAACUCUGGCAGGAGCCGGGCGACUUGGGAUCCAGUUCAGGGGAGAGACUUGGGACUCGGGGCGCUUUCGAAUGGACUGUGGGAGGGACACAAGUGGAAGACGGCCGAGGAAGCGAUACGGGGUGGGCAGUGAUGGGGUAGUACAUUCAUGUCCGAAUACGGUACGGACGCAGCGAUUUCGUAAGAUGUUGUACAUUAAGGUGAAUAAAUACACUUAAGGCA
Molecule: messenger RNA, 989 nt
Organism: Coniophora puteana RWD-64-598 SS2
Lineage: Eukaryota; Fungi; Basidiomycota; Agaricomycetes; Boletales; Coniophoraceae
Product: NAD(P)-binding protein
Exons: 5
Coding region: 4-900 (298 amino acids)
Source: RefSeq, a predicted model, not a curated record